Rotaria sp. Silwood1 is the source of this 1437-nucleotide messenger RNA. The record is from the annotation of a GenBank genome assembly. NCBI's taxonomy places the organism in Eukaryota, Metazoa, Rotifera, Eurotatoria, Philodinida, Philodinidae.
AUGGCUAAAACUCGCCAUCAUAUGCAUUCAAUACCUCCAUCGACACAAAUUAAUAUACAUUCUCAAUAUGAUAACAAUAGAAAUGGUGAAUUUUCAUCAUCACAUAGUGAUCCAUCAGGAGCUGAUGUUAAUAUAUCAUUUGGAAAAGAUGAAAGAAAAAAUUUAAGUCCAUAUGAAAAACUUUUAUAUGAUUCACAACAUGAUGCACGUUUUAAAGCAGAAGAAAAAGCUGGUCGACUGAUUGGAUUUUAUCGUAUUCACAACGAUAUUGGUUUGGGUAAUUUUUCACGAGUUAAACUUGGUGUGCAUCUACUUGCUAAAGAAAAAGUAGCAAUUAAAAUUCUUGAUAAAACCAAAUUAGAUAAUAAUACUCAACGUUUACUUUUACGUGAAAUAACUUCAAUGCAGCAGUUAUAUCAUCCAAAUAUAAUACGCUUAUAUGAAGUUAUUGAAACACCAAAUCAAACUCAUAUUGUUACUGAAUAUGCACCUUUUGGCGAUCUUUAUACACGUAUAACUACUGGUGGAAAAAUUCCUGAAGAUGAAGCCAAACAUAUUUUUGCUCAGAUAACUGCUGCUGUUAAUCAUAUGCAUAGUAAAAAUAUUGUUCAUCGUGAUAUAAAAAGUGAAAAUGUCUUUUUUGCUAAAGAACGUCUUAUAAAAUUAGGUGAUUUUGGUUUUAGUACAUAUUCAGAUAAAAAUCAAACAUUAACAACAUUCUGUGGUAGUCCACCAUAUGCAGCCCCAGAAUUAUAUCGAGAUGAAAAUUAUAUUGGAAUUUAUGUUGAUAUUUGGGCUAUGGGUAUAACACUUUUUUUUAUGGUCACAGCUUUAAUGCCAUUUCGAGCAGAAAAUAUGGGAAAAUUAAAAAGAUCUAUUAUUGAUGGACAUUAUUCUAUACCCGGACAUGUUUCAAAUAAAUGUCAAGAACUUAUACAUGGACUUCUUAAUCAUGAAGUAAGUGAACGUUGGUCAAUGAAGCAAAUUCGUUCAUGUUCAUGGCUUUCUCAUCAAAAUUUUCCUAAAGAAUUUGAUCCAUUUAUAACAAAUAUUAACGAUUAUUGGAUAUCUUUGAAUGAAACUAAAAUAUCUGCAUUAAUACCACCAAAGUUAUCUAUUGAAUAUGAAACAUAUUUAAGAUUAAAAAAAUUAGGUAUUACAUCGGAAUAUUUACAAGCAAUGAAUAAUAAUUCUGAUAAUGAAAAUUUUUCUAAUCAUGAUAAUAUUAAUGGAACCUAUAGAAUUCUAUUACAUCGUUUACAAAAACAAUCAAAUGCUCUAGAACGUGAUGAUGUGUAUGAGAAAAAAAUGAAUGAAGAUUUUUCUUCAUCCCGUCAUCGUAUGAUGUCUUUGUAUAAUGAAACCGGUGAACAAAGAAUUACAAAAAAAAUAAAUCAAUCUCAAACAGAAAAUGCAAGAGUAUGCGUUAUAUUAUAA